AUGAAUAUCGACAGGCCUGAAUCAUUGGAGCGCGAUGAGUUAAUUUACCUCGCCCGCCUCUCAGAACAGUCAGAGCGCUAUGAAGAAAUGGUUGGCUAUGUCAAAGCUUUCGUCAAAAAGUCAACGCAAGACUUAACAGUUGACGAAAGAAAUAUCCUUUCAGUGGCCUAUAAAAAUGUUGUAGGAGCUCGCAGAACUUCUUGGAGAGUCUUGAAUUCUAUUGAGCACAAAGAAGAAAGAAGAGGCAACGCUGCCCAUAAAACAGCAGCUGAGAGCUAUCGUGGUGAGGUAGAAGUUGAGCUUAGGCGUAGCUGUGAUGAUAUUCUUAAUGUGAUUGACACUGACCUGAUCCCAAAGGCAGCAAACUCAGAAGCUCGCGUUUUCUAUCACAAAAUGAAAGGUGACUAUUACCGCUAUAUGUCUGAAUUCGCUCAAGGAGCUGCAAAAAAUGCUCCAGCAUCUAAAGCGGAAGAGUCUUAUUUGGAAGCAUUUGAAAUAGCUAAAAAUGAAUUGCCGCCAACCCAUCCUACAAGACUAGGCUUAGCACUGAAUUUCUCAGUAUUUUACUAUGAAAUCAAGCAGGAGCAAGAAAAAGCCUGUGAAAUGGCCAAAACUGCAUUUGAUGAAGCGAUUCCAGAAUUAGAUAAUAUCUCAGAAGAGAACUAUAAGGAUGCAACUUUGAUAAUGCAGCUACUCAGAGACAACCAUACAUUAUGGACUUCUGGUGAAGCUGAGAAGGACUAA
Molecule: messenger RNA, 744 nt
Organism: Blepharisma stoltei
Lineage: Eukaryota; Ciliophora; Heterotrichea; Heterotrichida; Blepharismidae
Source: the annotation of a GenBank genome assembly